Messenger RNA from Schizophyllum commune H4-8, 252 nucleotides. RefSeq lists its product as uncharacterized. NCBI's taxonomy places the organism in Eukaryota, Fungi, Basidiomycota, Agaricomycetes, Agaricales, Schizophyllaceae. The record is from RefSeq and is a predicted model, not a curated record. The annotation marks the transcript as partial. The transcript is spliced from 2 exons.
AUUGCUCACGCAGGGGCCCCGCCGAGGAACGAGGCAGGGGAAGCGGGAGCAAUGCGUGUUCGCGAUGGAUGGGCCGGAGUGCCGUACAAACAAGUACAAAUCACGGAACGCAACGCAACAAAAAAGCGCUGCGCGCCUUUCAAUGCGCGCAGCGCGUUCAAACUUCGAGAUAAGGCUCUGAGCCCGCGCGCCUACGGCGCGCGGUAAGCCCCUGCGUGAGCCACCGUGGGUUCCCCACUUAACUAUUUUAAU